Monopterus albus (swamp eel) is the source of this 2039-nucleotide messenger RNA. RefSeq names its product polyamine-modulated factor 1-binding protein 1-like. The transcript has 12 exons. Bases 322 to 1332 code for a protein of 336 amino acids. NCBI's taxonomy places the organism in Eukaryota, Metazoa, Chordata, Actinopteri, Synbranchiformes, Synbranchidae. Gene Ontology annotation, cellular component: meiotic spindle pole; lateral element; nuclear outer membrane. Gene Ontology annotation, biological process: spindle localization; homologous chromosome pairing at meiosis; chromosome localization to nuclear envelope involved in homologous chromosome segregation. The record is from RefSeq and is a predicted model, not a curated record. Gene Ontology annotation, molecular function: dynein complex binding.
AAAUUACUUUUAGAAAGAAGGGGGAUGCGCUCAAACUAGCUUUUAAACUGUUAGAAAUGUGAUUACAGUUAAUACAGACAAAAACAUUUUUGGACCCAUCCUCAUUAUCCUAAAACAUUAAAAUCUUACAAGGGACGUCUUUGCCUGUUCCACGUAGGAGAUACUGUUCAUUUAGCUAAACCAACUGUCAUGGCCACGGUACUUAGCGUAGUAGGUUCUCACUAUAGGAUUUCUGUGCUCGGUAUGGCAAUUUAGCUGGUUAAACCUUUAGUUGGGAUGUAUCUGUGAUUUGUUGGAAGGAGUUAGAUGUAAGCCAGCAGGAUGGAUGUCCCAGAGGAAAUUAUAACACCCAAGGAGAUGCUUGAGAGGAUAGCUGAGCUAGAUUACAGCCAGAACCAGCUGAGGGACCUGAAUGCUGAGAUGAGACGCUGGCUGGACGUUGCAGAUGAUGAUAUGGCGGCACUGCGCUUGGAGAACGCUGACCUCAGAAAACAAACAAAAGCGCUGGAGAAGAUCAUCAGUGAAGCACGGCAGGUUGAAACAGACCCUUGGGGGGCCCUCCUGGCUGAUGACCUUGAUGUAAAGAAAUGCAGUGAAAAAAACAUUCAGAAACUGGAGGAGGAAGUCACCAUGAUGAAGGAACAAAAUAAGAAACUAACUGCAGAGCUCAAGAGCCUCCAACAAGAGAGAGAGCAGGGCAAGAUCAGUUUAAGCAAGUGCAGUACUGCACUUCAGACCCUUGAGUGUGGAAUGAAGGAGGCUCAGUCAGAGCUGCAGCGCAGGGAUGAGAUUAUUCAUCAGAAAGAUUUUCUGUUAAAGUUCUCAGAGGAGAUGAUUGACGAGUAUACCAACAUCAUAAAGGAGCUCAGGCUGAAAAAUCAGGAGCUGACGAAACAGUUGGAGGACAGACAGGAUGAGGCCACACUCUCUGCUGUGAACGGCCUGAUGGAACAAAAGGAAGGAUCCCUCACUUCCCCUGUGUCCUUUGCAGAGGAAGUUAGGCUGCUGCGCUCCUCCAUUGAAAUGGAACCCAGCAUGUCAGACUUCACGCAUCUAAGACAUGAGGAAACUGAGACCGAGGCGCUGCUGAAAGCUGAAACUCUCACCAUGCGUCUUCCGACCAAAAGGUGGGCAGGCAUCUUGAAGACAGCCAUCCAGAAAGCAGGACUGUUUAUACUAUGCCUCUUCAUUUUCUCUGUUAUGGCUUUUAUGGCUUUAGGAAACAUUGCAAGACACUGUGACUUUUUUUCCAUUAACACCUUCUGGACCAAUGUACAUCUGAUAUUACAGCCCUACCUCAACCUGCACUACAGUGCCUUACCUCCAAUUUGAUCUUAACACUCCUUCUUAUAAACAUAUCGUUAUCCGGUUGUGGGUUGUUUAUUGUGGAAUUUGUUUUCUAAACAGCAGAUCAUAAAGCUUUUUUUUUCUUUUUUACUGUAAAUAUUUUUAUUUUUAUAAGUACUCCAUAAAAGACAUGUUAAAGUACAUUUACUAAUUUAAACAGUGGACCUUUUCACAGAGGAUAUUUUGACUCGUCAGAGUAGAAGAAGCACAGGUGUAAAUAAGAAAAUCAAUGAUGACUGAAUUUCAUUUGGCUGCACCAGUUUCAGUGUCCUGGUUUGUGUGUGCUGACUCACUGUCCACUGUCACGGUUUACUAGGACAUGUGACUAGAAUACAACCAUUAUUAUUAGUUAUUAGUAACUGGGUUUUCUACUGUAACAAGUCAAAAUAUCGGCUGUGAAAAAGAAAGUAUUUCAUUCUGAACCAUCUGCACUGAUAAAACAUUUUCAUGUGGAUUUAUAUUACAACUAUUUGUGUCAGUAAAGGUCAAACUUGGCAAGAUUUGGGAAGUUUUAACUUUAAAACUUCACACUUUCAAUUGUGUUCUUUUUGUACACCAGGCUUCACUUUGGUCUUUGGUUUGGGAAACCUUGUGUGAAAUAGUAACGUUUUUUCAUUGUAGAAAACCUUGUUCAUCCCAAGACAGUUGUCAUCUGUAGCUUGCUUUUGUAUACAUUACUGUAUUUUGAAGUG